Molecule: messenger RNA, 792 nt
Organism: Haemonchus placei
Lineage: Eukaryota; Metazoa; Nematoda; Chromadorea; Rhabditida; Trichostrongylidae
Source: the annotation of a GenBank genome assembly
UUGCAGGGUAGUGAUUCAUUCGACGAGGUCGAAUUUCUACAAACUGUCCCCGGAGCAGGAGCUGAAGCUCAUCAAUACGACUCGGACGAUUCCUUCAAUGACGAGGUGAUACUUACUCAGUCACAACCGACGGAUCCUGAUGGAAAGCGACACGAUAUGCAUGGACAAUUCCGUGGAUUCUUGAAGGACGACGGGGACGAAUUUGAAAACGAAGUGGAGGCGCUGGGUCAGGAACUCCGCGACAGAGUAUACAAAACGCUGAAAGAGAGGUUCGGGUUCAAUUCAUUCCGACAUCGACAGAAAACGGCAAUCACUGCUAUUCUGCUCGGUUACGAUGCAUUUGUGCUCAUGCCUACGGGUGCUGGAAAAAGUCUGUGCUAUCAACUGCCAGCCGUUUUGUCUCCCGGAGUUACAGUUGUGGUAUCUCCGUUGAAAUCACUUAUCGAAGACCAGCGGGUGAAAAUGCAAGAUUUAGGGAUUACUUGUGAAGCGUUGACAUCAGACCUGAGUGACGACCAACAGAUGUCAAUUUAUAACCGAUUGAUGCACUCUCCGCCUGAUAUCAAGCUUUUGUAUGUAACUCCUGAGAAGAUCAGCCUUUCUUCAAAAUUGGCAAACGUUUUUGUUAGCUUACAUCGUCAAAACUUUUUGGCUCGAUUCGUUAUCGAUGAAGCUCAUUGUGUAUCACAGUGGGGUCAUGACUUCAGACCAGAUUACACGAGAUUGAAAUCACUGCGACAGGAGUAUGCUCAUCCGAAGGUAAAUUUUGUUAUCGGAUAUUAUUCGGUUUAG